AUGGCGGACGCCGAUGGACAAGGAAUAUGUUCGUCGGUCCCUCCGUUGCCUCACUCUUCUUCUCGUAACGGCUCCGGUGACGCUUCAGGCCCACGGCUAGUUCGGAUAGUGAAGUCCGAUUCGGGCUAUGGUUUCAAUGUUCGAGGACAAGUCAGUGAAGGAGGGCAGCUGCGGAGCAUUAACGGGGAACUAUACGCUCCAUUGCAGCAUGUUAGUGCUGUGUUACCGGGAGGUGCCGCCGACAGAGCCGGUAUUUCAAAAGGGGACAGGAUUCUUGAGGUUAAUGGAGUGAAUGUAGAGGGAGCGACCCAUAAGCAGGUCGUGGACCUGAUCCGGGCUGGUGAGAGGGAGCUGGUGCUGGCCGUGCUGUCCGUCCCGCCCCAGGAGGCCGACUGCUUGGAUCCCGGAGAUGACGGUUCAGCCCAGUCUUGCUAUGACUACUCCGACAAGCAAGCUGUCCCCAUCUCUGUGCCCUGCUACAAACACACUGAGCUCAACCAGGAAAAGUUUGUGGUAUAUAAUGUGUACAUGGCAGGCAGGCAGCUGUGCUCCAAACGUUACCGGGAGUUUGUGAUCCUACACCAAAACCUUAAGCGUGAGUUUGCCAACUUUACGUUUCCCAAGCUGCCUGGAAAAUGGCCUUUUUCUCUGUCAGAGCAGCAGCUGGACGCACGGCGCCGAGGCCUGGAAGAAUACUUAGAAAAAGUGUGCUCUAUACGGGUAAUUGGAGAAAGUGACAUCAUGCAGGAGUUCCUGUCUGAAUCAGAUGAGAACUAUAAUGGCGUGUCAGAUGUGGAGUUGAGAAUAGCCAUGCCCGACAAAACCACCCUCGUUGUCAGAGUUCGCAAAAACUCUACUACAGACCAGGUCUACCAGGCUGUGGUGCUGAAACUAGGGAUGGACAGUGUAACGGCCAGCUACUUUGCUCUGUUUGAGGUCAUCAACCACACCUUCAUACGUAAACUUGCCCCCAACGAGUUUCCCCACAAACUGUAUGUACAGAACUAUACCUCAGCCAUCCCAGGAACCUGCCUCACCCUGCGCAAGUGGCUCUUCACCACAGAAGAAGAGAUUCUGCUCAAUGAUAACCAGCUUGCUGUCAACUACUUCUUCCACCAGGCUGUGGAUGAUGUGAAGAAAGGCUUCAUUAAAGCAGAGCAGAAGUCUUACCAGCUGCAGAAGCUGGCAGAACAGAAGAAGAUGUCCAUGUAUCUGAGUUUGCUGAGGGGAUGCGAGGGCUACAAUGAGAUCAUAUUCCCUCACUGUUCCUGUGACUCCCGACGCAAAGGCCACGUCAUCACAGCCAUCAGCAUUCACCAUUUCAAGCUGCAUGCCUGCACAGAGGAAGGGACACUUGAGAACCAGGUGAUUGCAUUCGACUGGGGGGAGAUGCAGAGGUGGGACACAGAUGAAGAAGGCAUGGCUUUCUUCUUCGAAUAUGCACGGGGAGAGAAGAAACCGCGCUGGGUCAAAAUAUUUACUCCAUACUUUAACUACAUGCAUGAGUGCUUCGAAAGAGUCUUCUGUGAACUAAAGUGGAGGAAGGAGGUAGAAGAGGAGGCUACAGACAAGGACAAUAAGAACUGCAGUAAAGAUGAAUAUUUUCCAGCUCCUGAGGCACAGAAGGGAUGGAGGCACCUAGGAAGGGAGAUUGUUACCUCUUAACUACAGACCGUCUUCAUCGACUCAGCUCCGUUUUGACUCCUAUCUAUAGCCCAACACUCAGCACUAUUCAGCUAUUAAGUACAACCUGAGACGAUACCCCCGAUACAUGCAAAGCAAGUAUCUGCAAAUGAAGAACUCACAUACACAGAAACAUAAAACGCUACAGACACAUGAAUCCAGCACAUCAUAAACGUGCAGUCAGCAGAGUUCUGUCCAAAACACAUGAAGUCAUGGAUUCAUGCUAGCUGCGUUCUUACUGGCAGGGACUUAAAGUGGAAUUUGACGUGCAAAUGAGGAGGUUCUGAUCCACCUCUGAAAUAGUCCUACAUGGGGAAAAAAAAGCUGAAGUGAUAAAGGAAGUCAUUGUGGACUAACAAGGGAAAAUGAAAGUUAUUAACACUGAUCAGCAGUACUGGGUUGACCACAAGAAGACCCAAGCUUCUCAAUUUACAAGUGUUUGUGCAUGUUUACUAUGUGUGCAGGGUAUCCCAGAAGGUGAGGGGCCAACCGGAGUCAGGCCCUCACAAUAUAAGUCACAGCUGAAUCACCUCACAUGCAAAAAUUCUCAUAUGUUUGCCGCUAAAUCUGCAUUUUUAAGAAAACUGUAAAAUUGUGACAUGGCAAAUGACAGAAGGGAGAGAGAGAUAUUUUGGUGGACUGUCAGAGAUCUGGGUUCUCAGAGCAGACAGCUGUGAUGGUUUGACACGUGAGCAGGGACAUGUUGAACUUUAGACUCGUGUUGCACUUUAUCCAACAGUAUUACCAACCUCCAAAUAUGGGAGUUGUCACCUAAGAAGCAGAUCGAAGGCUGAUACUGGAAUAAACCUAGACUUAUUACUUUACAUUCAUUUUUUUUGAUUGAUGGGGUACGGUAUCAUUAUGUACUGCAUCAUCAAAUGGUGUGUGUGGUAUGACUUUAUAGUAUUUUGUGAGCUCUUCAAGCAAAUAAGGCCGUUGUAGAGCAGCAGUGAUGUGGAGCACUGAUCGGUCAAGUGGCAGCGCAGUACCCAGACGAAACAGCAGGGGUCCUUCUCUUCAUACCUGCAUUCUGACUAGCUGCAAUUACUUUGUUUCUGAGAGCCCCCACAUGAUUUAUAAUAGCCCUGCAUUUCCAUGCAGCAAUAUUUAACUCCGUAGCUUGUACUUUGCUGUACUGUUAAACCACUCAUCCACUCGAGAUUCAGGUUAAAUGGGAAGAGGAUUUCUUAGCAAAAAGGGCUGCUUGCACCCUACAAUCAGCAUGGUGUAUAUGAAGACACACAUCACUGAAGGCCUUGUAGUACAUGAUCACACAACUGCAGCAUCAUGUAUUAGACUUGGUGGCCCUAUAAAUAAGCCCGGUUAAUGUUCUACCUUUUAGAAUGUUAUAAUAACAAUGUAUUAAAUUAUAACAGUUAUCUGCUGAUGCAUUUAAACUGACAAAUAAUUGAUGAAUCUUUAAUGAAAUUCAACAACAGCAAUUUGUAAAGCAAUAACAUCAGUUCAUAUGAUCAUGUUAUGAAGCUACUGAAUAUCAUUAAUUGAUCAUAUUCAGUUAUGGCCCAGCCCCUACUCCUGUUUAGCUGGUAAUAAGAGCAUUAACAGUAUUUCCUAUACCUCCAGGUGAAGAGUCAUUGAUUGACAACCAUGACUCUUGUUAAGAGUGCUUGUUAUAAUGAUGGUGCUUUUCUCAAAUGCCAAUCUGGUUGAUGAAUGAGCUUCAACAGACCAUGGUGGGUGUGUAAAGGAGGUUUAAUUGAAUCUGUAAAGGCUCGAAUUGAGAGAUUGAAUGUGCAAUCCUAAAGGCCAAAUGCAUUUUCCAGAAUUGUUGUCUGUUUACUGAACUGUGUGUCACGUAGUCGAUUGAUUGACAUUGCCUGGUCUGCCCACGUGUUUGCUCUGUGGCUCCCAGCUCUCUCACUCUUAACUAAAGAAGUCACUGACAUUAUUUAUUUCAGUAAGAUAAAAUGUUAAAUUCAUAAACUCAUUAGGUUUUUCACCAUAGCUUUAGGCUAAGCAUGGAGAAUGGAGGUUGACAACCUGCAGGGUCUUUUGACAUGUUGAAAUGUAAAAUUUAUGACAAUGUUUGGUUAUGUCACUUACUGUAAUAAAUUGUAACAUAUUCUUUUAAAUAAACAAAUUUAUUGA
Molecule: messenger RNA, 3792 nt
Organism: Monopterus albus (swamp eel)
Lineage: Eukaryota; Metazoa; Chordata; Actinopteri; Synbranchiformes; Synbranchidae
Gene: snx27b
Product: sorting nexin 27b
Exons: 14
Coding region: 1-1665 (554 amino acids)
Biological process (GO): signal transduction; intracellular protein transport; endocytic recycling
Cellular component (GO): early endosome
Molecular function (GO): protein binding; phosphatidylinositol-3-phosphate binding
Source: RefSeq, a predicted model, not a curated record